UGUGCCAUUAAGAAAACAUAUGGAUCAAACAUAUGGAUCCUCCUCUUUCUCCAACUCUUCAGCCACUGCCACUGACGAAUGUCCUGAUCUUUCUGCUAUUUUCGCCUCCCAACGGUUGUUUGUCUCCACCCCCGGUCUUUCCAACUCUAUUUUGGAAUUCCCUUUUUUCCGACGUGAUGAGCAUCAGAUGAAGGAGAAACUGGUGGGCGGAGGAGUCCCGAUAAAAAAGGACUCUCCCAACCCUUACAUUGACUUCCGAAGGUCAAUGCAGGAGAUGAUUGAGGCUAGGAAGAUUGAAAUGAAGCUAAAUAAUCAACAUAAUCUAGUAGAUGUUAGUGAUGAAAGUGAUGAUUUGUCGGAGUAUUUACGGGAGCUUCUCCUUUGUUAUCUCAACUUAAAUCCUAAACAUACUCAUAAGUUCAUUAUUGAAGCUUUUGCUGAUCUUCUAGUGUCUCUAAUGCCGCCCACGCCCCUGCCCCACCGCAACUAUACGAGUUAGAGCUCCAGGCUGCGGUUGUUGCAAAGCUUGUUACUUCGGGGAAUUGAAUUUCCUUUUUUUUUUUUUUUUUGGAGUAAGCUACUAGAAGAGUUGAGCUCGUCAAAUCCCCAAAGCGUUCACUUAUAUUAAUAUGUGUACAUUGAUUGGUUAGAGAAAAUUAUGUUUCAAGCAUUUUUGUAUGAUAUUGUAUGAUUUAAUGACGGAAAAUUAAAUUGGCCAUAUAAUUAAAUGGUGUUGCAUCAACUCUUGCAUGGUUAUAUAUCUAUGCUACUAAAGAGCAUUGAUCUCUCAAAAUUUAAAAACUUCCUCCAUUCCAAAAUAG
Molecule: messenger RNA, 821 nt
Organism: Chenopodium quinoa (quinoa)
Lineage: Eukaryota; Viridiplantae; Streptophyta; Magnoliopsida; Caryophyllales; Amaranthaceae
Product: transcription repressor OFP12-like
Biological process (GO): negative regulation of DNA-templated transcription
Source: RefSeq, a predicted model, not a curated record